AUGGCCGGUUUGCCUCGUAGGAUUAUUAAGGUACGCCUCGCUUCAGACAUUGUUUCUAAAACUUAUGGAUUUUCUUUUCGAUUUUUGGGGGGUAAAUCGUGUUACGAUAACACUUAUUCUAACAUGUAGCCUAACAGUAGCGCGGCUAACACAGUUAGCUCGCUGCUCGAAUGGUAUUUUUCCCCCCUUUCUUGUUUUCUACUUCCUGCCCUGAUAUGUUAAAGAGUAGAUUCUUUACCACACUGAAGCAGCAGUCUGCCAAACUUUAGGUUGAUUCUAUGUGGCAUGAAUUGAGAAAUUGUGAGAGUGUGUCCCUGUUGCCCUAUGAAUGGGUCAGCUAAGCUAGCAGCUGUAGCUUCACUGAGCCGUGUUAACACAUGUUUGGCACCGAGACGCUCCCUCGCGAUCUAAAACAUUAAUAAACCUUUGUCAUAAUCAAAAGUGACAGCUUUUUCUGUCUUGAACUGUAUGAAACUUAACAGGCCUGUUGCAUUGCGGUCCCCUCCUCGACCUGAGCCCAGCUGUCCUGGUUCAGGCCCUGGAGUGGGCGCGAUCAGCUCCUUCAUCAGCAGAUUUUCACGCACCGGCCUUAGCUGUCAAUGUAAAAAUAGUCUUUAUAUUGAUAAAGACAUGAAUGUUAUCAUAAGAGACACUACCCCAGAUCAAGCUUGCUGUAAUAAGCUGUUAACUGUAGAUAUUUCCCCGCACCUGCUCGACGACAUGAAUGAAAAUAUCAGUUUCGUUUCCUCUCUUUGGUUUGUGUUUUUAUCAGUCUCCUAAUGUGGCACAACGCCUGGUGUGUUUAACAGUCAAAUUUUGUAGGUUUACUUCAAACAUAGUUGGUGAUUUGUACCAACACACAGAGCAAACAUUAGAUUAUGAACACCUAAUGUUUUUUAUUAAAACAGCUCAACCACAAACUUAGCUGUCAGAGAAGAGGGAUGGGAAUUGAUAAGAUUUUAUUGAUAUCGAUGCCAUUAUCGAUUCUGCUUAUUGAUUUAAUUCUUGAAGGAUUUUCUUAUUGAUGCCUUUCUUUGAUUUUAAAAAAGUAGACAAUAGGUUUUCACUGAUAAGUCAAAAUUUAACUGAAAAGAGAUGUAUGCCACCUUCAGCGAUAGUCUAAAAAUCAUCAAACAGCAAACUAUUUGUACAGCAUUCACUUGGGUCAGUAUCAAUGUUGCAUUCAAGUCACCUAGGAGGUCAGAUGUCAGAGCUGGGAAAUUGGAGGCAGAAACAAGGCGGCUACAUCUACAAAAGUUAUUUCAGCGCUUGCCUUGUCCGAAUGUAAGUAACUUCUGGACAAAUAUGCGGUCCUUCUGCAACAUCUAGUUUCCGCCUCCGAUUUUGCUUAUUUCCAACUUGGUAACUGAAACGCUAGUAACUCUAGCGUGAUUUUAUUCCCAGCUCCGAUGUCUGACUUCCGAGGUAACCCGAACGCAGCAUAAGCCAAAUACAUAAUACUUUGUUAAGUCUGGCAUGCAUUGUGCUUGUGUUAACACAGGACAUAUGUUGAUUGAACCAUUUGGAACCGUUUCUCAACAAGGACCGGUUCUCAAUUCCCAUCCCUAUCAGAGAGCCUACAAGUUUUCAGUCCAUGUGAUCAGAAUGGUGGUGAUUGUACUUGCUGUACUGGAGUGUGUUAUAUUGAAGGUUUUUCUUGUAUUUUGCCCUCUAAAUUAACCAGCAGAAGGGUAAGAAUCACCUUACAGUAUAGUGUACCUCAGCACACAAUCAACACAAAGCUCAACUUCAACAAUCAGGUCAAAGAAUAGCUAUCACCUUUCUGAUCGUGUCAACAAAAAUGAAAGUACAGAAGCUUUGUAAGAGAAGGAUUUAUGGCAGAGCUGUUGUAUUGUGUUGCGUUACAUUGCCAGUGUGUUCAUAUAUCAUGGCUGGUUGAUGUAUUUGAAGUCAAAAGAUGUAAUUCAUUGGAUUAUAAAUGAAGAAGGCCCCCAUAUAAAUUGAGAAAGGAAAUUAAAAUUGUUUACAGCAGCUGUACAUACAACAUAAACAUUUGUACCAGGUAAAAAAAAAAAUGAAUAAAUUAGAUAAAAGAACUACGGCAAAAAAAAAGAGAGAAAUGAAAGAGAAGAGCAGUAUGAAGACAAGCGUAAGAAAAAUAUAAAAGAGAAAAAGGAUCAGUGGCAACAAAAAACAGGUACAGAUGUGAUGAUGAUGAUGGUAUUGAUAUUGCUCAUGAUUGAUAAAUAAUUAGGGGUGUAGUAUCUCUUGCUUUGUAUUCUUUACACUGUACCUGUGUUUACAACUUGUCUGACAGAAGCUGCUGAAUAACUGCUGCUUAGUCAGUGGACCCAGAUCUUUAUUUGACAGGUUACUGUAUUUUUCGCACUAUUAGGCGCACUUAAAAUCCUUUUGGCUUGUCAGAGCACUGCAGCUACCAUAGCCUUGGUAACCUUGGUAGCUGCAUUGAAUGAGUUAAAUGAAGUUUGACUUACCUGACUGUUUUGUUUGGCCUAAUGCGCUUUAUAAUCCGGUGCGCCUUAUGUAUGAAAACAGAUGCGCUCAUUGAUGGUGCGCCAUAUAAUCCGGUGCGCCUUGUAGUGUGAAAAAUACAGUAAUUGUAACCACACAGAGUGAGAACUUUUCAUGCAGUUUAUUCCAGUAAAUUCAGACUGCCAUGAUAUGUUUAUCAAAAACACCAAUAAAAACCCUGACACCUAUGAAGACUGACCACUCAAUGACUAGAUUGUUGAUCGUUUUCGUCUGUGAUCAUAAAUGGCUACUGUCCAAGCUAGCCUCAUGCCACAGAGAACAAUUUAGCCACUUUUGACUAUUGCAUAUCAGGGAGGAUGUUUACCCAUUUGAAGUAACUCUUUGGGCUCCUGGAAAUUGAAAAUGUUAUGAUUGUUUCCUGUCUCAGAAAAGUCAUUUACAGUGUCAUUACGUGUCCCCCAUUCUCACCACGCUCAGGAGACACAACGGUUGAUGGCAGAGCCUGUUCCAGGGAUCACAGCAACACCUGAUGACGAAAAUGCACGUUACUUCCAUGUGGUCAUUGCAGGGCCUCAAGACUCUCCUUUUGAAGGAGGCACAUUUAAACUUGAACUAUUUCUUCCAGAGGAGUAUCCCAUGGCAGCUCCCAAAGUGCGAUUCAUGACCAAAAUCUACCACCCCAAUGUUGACAAACUGGGAAGAAUAUGUUUAGACAUUUUGAAAGGUAAGAGAUGUUUUAGUAAAAUGAGCACUAUUAUAACUCAUUAAAGCUGCAUUUGGCUAUUUCAUGCAAGUCUUAAAAAGAAAAUAUCAACUUUCUUAUCAGUUUGAGUCAUUAUUCCCAGCAUGAUGUUGAGUAGAUUCUCAUCCUGAAGGUUUAACCAUGUAUAAUGUAAUACAUGAAAGUCUUGUUUUCAGUCACACUGAAGCUUGAUCCAAUUCUUACUUACUGUUAGAUAAAAGAUAAAAUAAUCACUUCCUCUUCAUCCGGUUAUGCAAAGAACUUUUUUAAGUCUUCCACUUUAGUAAACUGAUUAUCUCCCUUCCUGAAUCACAAAAAAGCUCCUAAAGAUGUCACAUCUGAGAAGUGAUUGUCGGUAUUUUUUAUGAUUUGAAGAUCGAAUUACUACUCCUUUAGUCAAAAUAAAAUAAUCUGAGCUGCUAUAAAUUCAUGUCUAAGUGGUUGCCCGAUGGACUACAGGGAGCUGUUGGGGUUUUGUUUCAAGCUGCUGAGUAAAACAAUCAUCCCGCAGGAGCUAAAAGCAGCACAAAGCUGUGAGGCUGGAUGAUGAUGCCCAGUGAACUCAGUGAUAUUUACACUCCACAGAGUCAAAGUUCACAGUCUCAUUUGAUUGAGCAUCAUUGUCAAAAGCAUUAUGUAGAUUAAUCCACACAUACAUGACAUUUUUAUACUCUGGAUGUUUUAAAGUCAGUUGUAACACAAUGUUGAGACACUGCAGGGGUUAAAAUCCUUGAAACAUACCAGAAAAGUAGCAGGGAGGCCAUUAUUCUCUACCAAACAUGAACAAGAAGCAGUCGUACUGGGGGUGAUUUAAGACAAGUUGAAACAUAUCCAAAACCCAGAAAGUGCCAAAUCACACUUCACUAUAUAAGAGUAGAAUGAGGAGGAGAAUGCAGGAUUUAUUCUCAACAGCAGAAUGUGUCUUAAUGUUUGAAAAUUACCUUUUUAAAAAUAUGAAAUAGCCGAAAAGCAGCUGCUUGUGUUUGCUUGAAGCAAUCCUGUGAGACCAAAGCUCAGGAGCUGAUGUGAUUACAGCCAUUAAAUCAAGUUUGGAGGUAAACAACUUAAGCUCAUUUCAGUGGCAGGAGCAGAACAGACAUCAGCGCAGAGGGAGUUGCCAAACUCACAAUGGUAAUGAAGAAAAUAAUAAAUCAGACUGAUUUGCAAGAGCAGUGUUCGACAGUAAACGUCCAUGAGCUUGUAUUUCAUUUUGUUUUAAUUUUCUUGCAAACAGAUUUACGGGGUAGCUUUAUGACAAAGUGGAUCUGCAGUGUCACUGUUGAAGUCCCCUCCUCUCUGUAAACCCUUUCUAUGAACUCUCUUCCUUCCAGAUAAAUGGUCUCCAGCCCUGCAGAUUCGUACAGUGUUGCUAUCUAUUCAGGCAUUAUUAAGUGCCCCCAAUCCAGACGACCCCCUGGCAAACGAUGUCGCAGAACAGUGGAAGAAAAAUGAAGGCAUUGCCAUAGAGACAGGUGAUGACAAUCAUCAAUCCACACCUUUUAUUAUUUUAUACUUUAGUUACUUAACUACAGCUGCAAUUCUUUGAUAUCUUGUUAGUUUGAAAAACACUUGACUGGAUGGUAGAAAUAGUCAGACUGAGUGGUCUAUGAUGGAGACUUGCCAAUUCAGUCUACAUGUCAGGCCUCAAUGGCAUUUACAUGUUGCUGUCCCUCAUAAUCCAUUGCGACAUGUUUGUUCAAGAAGUUUGCACAGAAUGGUCUUUUCAGUGUCUGUGGUUUCCUGUUUGUAAGGUGUAUGUAACAUGCUGAAUGUUACGUCUUAAACAAACACUGGGUUGUACACUUCAUGCACGACUUUUACAUACAUCAGAUGAGACUGAAAGAAAAGCUACAGAGGUGCAUGAUUAGAGAGCAAGGGCGGCGUUGUGCAUGAAUGUGUCAGAUGAUUUGAAACUGAUCAAAAACUUUCCUGCCCUGAAAAGUGAAGAUCAGUCGUCUGUUUGUUUCCUCUGUAUAAAAAACCAAAAGUUAAUCACAUUUACGAUGACAAGUUCAUCAUUGUGGUCAGGGAAAAAAUGUGUGAUGUAAGAAACCUACACUAUGAGAUAGUCAUAAUGCCAUUACUAUUAUUGAAAAUGUGUAGACAAGUGGUUUUAACACUGAAAAUACCAUCGACUUCCCACCUUGGAUGACUGCAGCAACGACUUUUUUCUUGACAUUAAACUGCUGAAUGACUUUUUCCAUUGCACACGGCCACAGCUGCUGCAUUUUCUGCCUCCUACUAUCUGCUUUCACUGUGUGGAGUCAGCAGUCCAGUGGAGCCCAGGCUGCAGAAACUUUAAUAGUUACGAUGGUCGAGAUGCUUUAAUCGUUAAAAACAAUCAUCAUUUUGAGUCGGUUGCAGCAUUCAGGUUGUGAGGCUCAUCAGCUGUCCGAGCUCUCAGCUAUUUCUAAUUGAUAUUUUGGUAAUUAAGAUUGCAGUCAAGUAACUUGUUGGGUGACGUUGUUUGCAUCUGUGUUCACUCUGCAACACUUUCCUUAUCCACAGUCCUGUACAAUGUUUCCUCACUCACUCUCCACCUAUGUUUUUUUAUCUCUCUCUCGCCCCACUGCAGCCCGAAUAUGGACCAAGAGCUACGCGGGCAAGAGCGAUUAG
Molecule: messenger RNA, 5812 nt
Organism: Xyrichtys novacula (pearly razorfish)
Lineage: Eukaryota; Metazoa; Chordata; Actinopteri; Labriformes; Labridae
Source: the annotation of a GenBank genome assembly